GAGUAAUCAAAUCAAUUAUUAAGUAACUUUAUUAAUUGAUAUACACUGUUCUGUACUAUUAAUUGUCUACUAAGCUUCUGAUAGUAUUGUCAGUGGAUGUAUAAGUGUAUCUAGGCUGGAAUAAUUACUUCGAAUAUCAUUGAUCUUGAUCGCUAAUGGAACAAAAGGAAAAUCGGAAGUAUGUAAAGAAACCAGGAGAAUUAAAGAGGAAAGAAGAAAAAGAAGAAGCAAUUAUAUGGAAUUUCGUGAUUGCUUUUACUUGAAUGCCAGAAGUGGCCAAAUACGAAGUUUGGAUGAGUUAACAAUCAUCAUGCGAUCUUUGGGAAUGAGCCCCACUAUAACAGAAUUGAAAAAAUAUUUCAAAGAAAAAAAUGGAAAGAUAUCAUUUGCUGAUAUGCUUGAGAUAAUGCAUAAUCAUAGCCAGAAAGAAAAUAUUCCUCAAGAAAUCCUGCGUGCAUUCCGUGCUAGUGACAAAAGCAAAUCUGGUCGUAUACCUGCACGGGAGUUGCGGCACAUACUUCUGUUAUGGGGAGAAAAGCUGAGUCCCAAAGAGGUGGAUCGCAUUUUCAGAGAAGCCAACGUUUCUCCCAAUGGAUAUGUCAACUAUGAUGACUUUGUUAGGGUGGUCUGUGCUCCGGUGCCUGAUUAUUAUUGAAUUUUGAAAUUUUCAUUAUAUUGUGAUAAAGCAUUUAUAUAUUA
Messenger RNA from Stegodyphus dumicola, 699 nucleotides. RefSeq names its product calmodulin-like protein 4. Lineage: Eukaryota; Metazoa; Arthropoda; Arachnida; Araneae; Eresidae. Gene Ontology annotation, molecular function: calcium ion binding. The record is from RefSeq and is a predicted model, not a curated record. Gene Ontology annotation, cellular component: myosin II complex.